AGUUAGACUAACAAAAUUGUCUAAAUAUAGGUUUGCGCUUAAUGUAACUCAGCUUCUUUUUGGGAAACAAAACUAGAUAUAUAUGGGCUAACAUGUCUCCAGUGUCCGAGAUGUAGAUGAUGCUCUUUGCCCUUUAUUCUACUUUUGUCCUCUCUCUCUCUCCCAUAAGCAAGUCCAAAUAGUUUCAACUAAUUUUUCUUUUUUCUGCUUAUAAUUUUUUCCCUUAAGCUGCGCCUCCUUUUUCUCUGUCUUUGUCUGAGUUUUCUUGGUAUGAACUCAUGCUCUGUGAAACUUUCAUAGGGUGGUGGUUUUUAAAGUAUGGAUUUUGGUGGGGUGAUGACAAUGGAAACCAAACAAGAAUCUGCUAAUAACAUUUCAAAAACAGUCAACUCUCCAGCUGAGACUAACAACUCCUCAAAGAUCACUAAUGGAUCUGGGCAGCAACUGAAACAAGAGAGAUCUGGGCCUUGUGAUGACACUAAUUGUAGGUCAUCUAAAGUCCAAAGAGCAGCAGCAGAUGACUUCUCUGCCCUUUGUAAGCAGAUGCCCCAACAGCAAGGUCCUACUACUCCCACUUUGUUCAUGAGAUCUGGUUCCCCAAAUAAUGGACGUGGUCACUCCACUAUGCUCAGUUUUUCAUCUCCUAAAUCUGAAGAAUUAAUCCCUUUUCUUUCUACUAAUAAUGCUUCUGCGCAGGACUCAUCUAAGAGUCUUGCUUUCCCAUUGUUUGACUCUGGAUCCCACUAUAGCAGAGCUUCAGCUUAUGCCUCUGGAGGUUCAAACGAAAGCACGCGUGGCGCUUUUGUUGCGAGGUUCAGAGGUCUAUUUACUCCAUCUCAGUGGAUGGAAUUGGAACAUCAGGCUUUGAUCUAUAAGCACCUUGUGGCAAAUGUACCAGUCCCUCACCAGUUGCUCAUUCCUCUUAAGAAGUCUCUCAACCCUUAUGCAUUUUCUGGCUUGUCCUCUGGAUCUUAUGCCUCCAAUUGGGGAUGGGGUACUUUCCAUCUUGGUUUCACUGGCAACACCGAUCCAGAGCCUGGUAGGUGUCGUCGAACAGAUGGAAAGAAAUGGCGGUGCUCACGAGAAGCUGUCCCUGAUCAGAAGUACUGUGAAAGGCACAUAAACAGAGGCCGCCAUCGUUCAAGAAAGCCUGUGGAAGGUCAGAAUGGCCAUGCUGUCUCUGGAUCCACCACUUCAAAGGUGGCAUCAGUCGCACCCUCCUCAUCAGCGACGGUGAUAUCCAGCAGCGGCACAUCCAACAGCCUGGGUGCUGUUCAGCACCAGUUCAAUAGCUUGCAGCCCAGUGCUGCCAAUCCUUCCACGGACCAGCUUGUCAACAGAAUGCAAGAUCAUAAAGGUGUCUCUAUGAUAUCUCCAACAAUUGGUUUGAAGCCCAAGGCCUCGGCUAUUUCAAUUCAGAAGCAACAUAAUGGAUUUGAACUAUCCUCGCUGUCAGAGUUUGGACUUGUCUCGUCAGAUUCUCUUCUUAAUCCUUCGCAAAGAAGUUCCUUUGUGAAUCCUAAGAAUUCCAAUGCUUUCAUAGAUUUCAAUGACCAAGAACAAAGUGAACAACAUCCAGUUCACCAUUUCAUUGAUGGCUGGACCAAGGAACAGUCUUCACGUGCCUCUGCAUCUUGGCCCGAUGAACUCAAAUCAGACUGGACCCAACUGUCCAUGGCCAUUCCCAUGGCUGCCUCAGAUUUCUCAUCAUCAUCGAAUUCUCCUCGUCAAGAGAAACUCACUCUUUCUCCCUUAAGGUUAUCUCGUGAUUUUGACCCGAUUCAAAUGGGCUUGGGAGUAACAAAUAGCCACGGUGAACCUAUGCAAAAGACAGCUAAUUGGUUACCAGUAUCCUGGGAAAAUGCCCUUGGUGGUCCACUAGGUGAGGUCCUGAAUAGUACUGCAGGUAACGCAGGAGAUGCCAAGAACUCUUCAGCUCUGAACCUGGCAACAGAGAUGUGGGAUAGCAGCCCUCCAUUUGGAUCAUCUCCUACGGGCGUCCUGCAGAAGUCAACCUUUGUUUCGCUCUCAAACAGCAGCUCAGGAGGUAGUCCCCGAGCUGACAGCAAGAAGGUUCAUGAGGGUGCUGGCAUGUGCGAUGAGGUGAUCGGUUCAACUCUGGCGAGUUCAUUGUGUAUUCCCUCGAUGUAAGUCCUGUGUUUGUUUUAUAAAAGACACUGGCAGAUAUUACCUUGAUGGUAAUUUCUCUUGUUUGCUGUUUCUCUUGUCUUGCUCUGCAUGUUUAUGAAAGCAGAUAUUUUCGACAAGUAUGUGUUGUUGUAACUUUAACAGACAUUUGAUGUGAUCUUAUCCUUCCAGAGAACUCAAUGUAUUUGUUAUUGUUCCUUUUUUUUUCCUUCUGUAAACGAACGUGGAACUUUCGUUUGCU
This is a messenger RNA of Nicotiana tabacum (common tobacco), 2389 nucleotides long. The record is from RefSeq and is a predicted model, not a curated record. Lineage: Eukaryota; Viridiplantae; Streptophyta; Magnoliopsida; Solanales; Solanaceae.